Molecule: messenger RNA, 552 nt
Organism: Annulohypoxylon truncatum
Lineage: Eukaryota; Fungi; Ascomycota; Sordariomycetes; Xylariales; Hypoxylaceae
Product: NADH:ubiquinone oxidoreductase complex I intermediate-associated protein 30
Exons: 3
Coding region: 1-552 (183 amino acids)
Biological process (GO): NADH dehydrogenase complex assembly
Source: RefSeq, a predicted model, not a curated record
AUGGCCACGAGCGAACCUAAUUUCUACCUAUUCGGCGGAUAUAAAUCAUGGAACGAGAACGCAUGGAGCUCCUCAGACGACCGCGUCCGCGGCGGCAAGAGCAAGAGCUACCUAGAGUGCUCGCCGGAGUCAAACACGGUCACGUUCCACGGCACGCUGGACAUCAGCACCCUCAAGGGCGCCGGGUUCGCCGCCCAGCGCACCGUCGACCCGCAGAGCUGGGACCUGUUCGACUACCAGGGCCUGCGGCUCGGCGUCGGCAAGGCCGACGCCAAGAGAUACACGCUCGUGGUCAAGGACGAGGUGCCGCCGCCGCCGAAGGGCUCGGGGGCGGACGCGCGCGAGGAGAGCAGUAGCAGCAGCAGCAGCAGCAGCACCGUCAGCUGGGAGUUCGACUUCGUGCCGCCCGUCGACGGCGAGGUCAGCGUGCGCUGGGAGGACUUCAAGCCCACUUUCUUCGGCGCACAGGAAGGCCCUUUCAAGCUGGAGUUAAGGUAUAUCGCGGCGAUCGAACCGGAGGAUAAGCCAUCCGAGGAUAAACCGGAAGAAUGA